UCAAACCCUAACCUCUCUGAACCCAUUUCCAUAUCUUCGCCGCACGGUGGUUGGAGUCGUAGGUUCACGUUUCGUGCGAGAUGGGUAGGGUUAUCAGGGCACAACGUAAAGGAGCAGGCUCCGUUUUCAAGUCCCACACUCACCACCGCAAAGGCCCAGCACGUUUCCGCAGUCUUGAUUUCGGUGAAAGAAACGGUUACCUUAAAGGAGUAGUGAACGAAAUCAUUCACGACCCAGGUCGCGGUGCACCACUCGCUAAGGUCACUUUCAGACACCCUUUUAGGUAUAAGAAACAGAAAGAGCUUUUCGUUGCUGCUGAGGGACUUUACACAGGACAGUUUAUUUAUUGUGGGAAAAAAGCUACUCUUGUUGUUGGGAAUGUUUUGCCAUUAAGGAUGAUUCCUGAAGGUGCGGUUAUUUGUAAUGUUGAACAUCAUGUUGGUGAUCGUGGUGCUUUUGCUAGGUGUUCUGGUGAUUAUGCUAUUGUUAUUAGUCAUAAUCCUGAUAAUGAUACCUCUAGGAUUAAGCUACCAUCAGGGGCAAAGAAGAUUGUUCCAAGUGAGUGCAGAGCUAUGAUUGGGCAAGUUGCAGGUGGAGGAAGAACUGAGAAGCCAAUGCUUAAGGCUGGUAAUGCUUACCACAAAUUUAGGGUGAAGAGGAAUUGCUGGCCUAAGGUUCGUGGUGUGGCUAUGAAUCCAGUUGAACAUCCUCACGGAGGAGGUAACCACCAGCAUAUUGGACAUGCUAGUACUGUUAGGCGUGACGCUCCUCCUGGACAGAAGGUUGGUCUCAUUGCUGCUAAGAGAACUGGUCGUCUCAGGGGACAAGCUGCUUCCGCUGCUGCUAAGGCUGAUUAACUUAUUAGACUAUUUGAAGAGAUUCUUAGGGUUUUAUUUUGUUGCAAGAUUUUGAAAUUUUGUUUGAUUCCUUGUUUGUUCGAAACUACUUGGGUAUUAUUUUGAGAUCCUUUUGCCCCAUUUAUUUAUAUGAAACUUUUAUAUGACAAUGGUUUACAUUUGUUUUCAAGUUCUAUUCAAUUCAUAGUUUACCUUCCUAUUGGGUUU
Messenger RNA from Medicago truncatula (barrel medic), 1064 nucleotides. Its product is annotated as 60S ribosomal protein L8-3. The record is from RefSeq and is a predicted model, not a curated record. Gene Ontology annotation, cellular component: ribosome; cytosolic large ribosomal subunit. Lineage: Eukaryota; Viridiplantae; Streptophyta; Magnoliopsida; Fabales; Fabaceae. Bases 81 to 857 code for a protein of 258 amino acids. The transcript is spliced from 2 exons. Gene Ontology annotation, molecular function: RNA binding; structural constituent of ribosome. Gene Ontology annotation, biological process: cytoplasmic translation.